Eucalyptus grandis is the source of this 719-nucleotide messenger RNA. Its product is annotated as umecyanin. NCBI's taxonomy places the organism in Eukaryota, Viridiplantae, Streptophyta, Magnoliopsida, Myrtales, Myrtaceae. The transcript is spliced from 2 exons. Gene Ontology annotation, molecular function: electron transfer activity. The coding region runs from base 81 to 575 and encodes 164 amino acids. Gene Ontology annotation, cellular component: plasma membrane. The record is from RefSeq and is a predicted model, not a curated record.
AGCUGCAAUUGUGAAAGAAGAUACAAGGGCGUUGAAGCGUUUUGGAUUUAAGAGGGAAGACUCGUAAUUUGGAAGAAAAGAUGGGGAGAGGCGUCGUAUUGGCGGGUUUCUUGGCUGUCGCAAUGCUGGCUUGCCUCGGAGGUGCGGCGGCAACGGAGUAUGUUGUUGGCGAUAGCCGAGGUUGGACCGCUUCGCCAAACAUCACUGUCGGGUAUUACGACGAGUGGGCCGCCAACAAAACUUUCAUGGGCGGCGACACUUUGAAGUUUGUAUGGAAUGGGACGCACAACGUCGCAUUCGUAACAAAAGAAGAAUAUGACAAUUGCACAAAAGUGAUCUCAGUGUUCCAAGGCGGCGUCGCGUUCAGUUAUACACUUCCGGCGGACGCAAAUGGCCCGUACUACUUCAUCUCCACCGUAGAUUCAGACUGCGAGAACGGGCAGAAGCUAGCCAUCAACGUCAUCAGCCUGACCCCGGCUGAGUCACCGUAUAGCUCGGCUUCCUCGAUCACCGCUGGCGCCUUGUCCGUGCUAGUUCUCGUAUCAUCAGGCAUCAUGGCGGUGUUUAUGAACUAGAUUUAGGUCAUAGAAGAGGACGAUACCGUAAUUUUCCUUUUAUAGCUCAUGUUAAUUUGCUUGUUCACUGGUCAUAUUCAUAUUCAGGUAUUGUAAGGAAUAAAAGGAGGGCUCUGUAUGUUGUAUUGGGCCCUGGUAAUAAUC